This is a messenger RNA of Elgaria multicarinata webbii, 1290 nucleotides long. RefSeq names its product TATA-box binding protein like 1 (gene TBPL1). The record is from RefSeq and is a predicted model, not a curated record. NCBI's taxonomy places the organism in Eukaryota, Metazoa, Chordata, Lepidosauria, Squamata, Anguidae. The transcript has 7 exons. Gene Ontology annotation, molecular function: general transcription initiation factor activity; DNA binding. The coding region runs from base 276 to 836 and encodes 186 amino acids. Gene Ontology annotation, biological process: DNA-templated transcription initiation.
CGUGCUGAAUCUUGCCACCUGUCUCCCUGCCUUCUGAUAUCUGAGACAGCAUCCUGGAGAAAAAAUAUAGCAAGGAAGAAUGAUAGAUAUAUGUUCCCAAGUCUCCAGGCUUGGGAAUAGAUCGCUGCAGUAAUCCUUGGUUGUAAAAUAUAAUAUCUUAAGUGAGCAUCUGUUAGCUGACACAGAAAGAGGACUUGAAGGGAAAAUACAUUCACAACUCACAGAUGUUAUCUUUCAUGGUGUUGUGGUGGGAAUCUGUGUUUUAAGUCACCCCAAUGGAUGCGGAGAGUGAUGUUGCAUUGGACAUUUUAAUUACAAAUGUAGUUUGUGUCUUCCGAACAAGAUGUCAUUUAAACUUGCGAAAGAUUGCAUUAGAGGGAGCAAAUGUGAUAUACAAGCGUGAUGUUGGCAAAGUAUUAAUGAAGCUUAGGAAACCCAGGAUUACAGCUACAAUUUGGUCCUCAGGGAAAGUAAUUUGCACAGGAGCUACAAGUGAAGAAGAAGCUAAAUUUGGUGCCAGACGAUUAGCCCGUAGUCUUCAGAAACUAGGUUUUCAGGUGAUUUUUACAGAUUUUAAAGUUGUCAAUGUUUUAGCAGUAUGCACCAUGCCUUUUGAAAUCAGAUUGCCAGAAUUCACAAAAAACAACAGACCCCAUGCUAGUUAUGAACCAGAGCUUCAUCCUGCAGUGUGCUACAGAAUAAAAUCUCUCAGAGCUACUUUACAGAUCUUUUCAACAGGAAGCAUCACAGUUACAGGGCCAAAUGUAAAGGCUGUUGCCACUGCAGUGGAACAGAUUUAUCCAUUUGUGUUUGAAAGCAGGAAAGACAUUUUAUAAUUUGCCACUUCAUGGUUACGUGAACUAACUAAGCACCUUUUAUAAGACUGCUGCACAUUGGACUAAAAGCAAAAAAAGGUGGGGGGAAAAGGACAACUGGACCAACACAGCUGAGGAGGUGCAAAUUCUUGGCCACAGUGAUAAACUCCAGUACCUUUUGGAUUUUAUUUUGGACAAUGCUGUAUUGUAAAAACAAAAGUUUACAAGAUAUGAAAUUGCUGCUUUUUACAAGACAUUCUAUUUAUUUCUGCAGUAAUUUCUGUGUGUUCGUAAGCGGAAUCGUCAUGAUAUGCACUAACUUCGGAAACACUUCUUUAGGUUGAGCUUGUGUUUUUAUUUGUGAAUAGUCUUUUACAUUUUUGUACGCUGACCGUUGGGCACCAAAGAAGCUGUAGACGUUACCUUUUUCACCUGACAAACGUGCACAAAUAAAAGUCUGCAAAAUCUUUCUCCA